Lactuca sativa (garden lettuce) is the source of this 2097-nucleotide messenger RNA. RefSeq lists its product as uncharacterized. The record is from RefSeq and is a predicted model, not a curated record. Gene Ontology annotation, cellular component: membrane. Gene Ontology annotation, molecular function: protein binding. NCBI's taxonomy places the organism in Eukaryota, Viridiplantae, Streptophyta, Magnoliopsida, Asterales, Asteraceae.
UAUUCACAUCAUCAGUUGAGUACUAAUUGCUGAUAACAUGGCAUCUACAUUUGAUAGAAAGUUUAAUGGCGACCUCUUUGCAGCUCUGUCUGUAGGAGAUGUUUACAAGGUGAUCGAUAUGUGCGCAGCCAUGCCAGCUGGUCCUCUGCACAAGCUAACUAUACAUGGUGACACUGUUCUCCACAUCGCUAGUUACCACAUGGCUAAUGAUCUCGUUCUUGAACUACUCAGAAUGAUACCUGAAUACCAAUUCAACUUACUCACGGUACAAAAUGAAGCAGGAAAGACCAUUCUUCAUGCCACAGCCAGCAACAAUAAUACAGUCGAGGCUGCUGCUGAGAUGUUGCGCCGAGCUCCUUCAUUGCUCACCAUGACGGAUAAGCUCGGAGAGACGCCUCUUUUCUGUGCAGCCCGUUAUGGCAACACCAAAAGUUUCCAUUUUUUCAAAGCAGAAAUAAAUAGGAGACUUGGGGAAGAUGCUGCAAGCUUGAUGGGUUUUCUUCGAAGAAAUAAUAAAGAAACUAUCCUUCACGUUGCAAUUCAUAGUUUCAACUUUGCUUUGGCUCUUGAUAUUGCCAAAACUUAUCCAAUGUUGAUCGGUGAAAAAGAUGGAGACGGGAUGACUGCUCUUCAACUUCUUGCCUGCAAGUCACCACGUUUCAAACGUAGAUUUGAAAAGUUUUUCAUAUACAAGCUCAUUGAUUGGAUCUGUCUGAAAGAAAUAGCCAGUAGAGUUCCUAUCUUGAAAAAUAUUAAGGAAAAACGGUUCGUAAUUGAUUCCACAAAGGAACUUGCAACCCUCUUGAUUGAAAAUGAUGCAUCAUGGGAAGAAACAAAACCCAUGCCAACUCAGAACAGAGUUAAGCUCCACAGAUAUGGAGGAGGGAGUACACCUUCAGAAAAUGUUUCUACUGGAAAUAAUAAUAAAAUCAAUGUUACGCUUCCUACCCCCGACUCUCCAUUGAUUUUAGCUACGAAAUCGGGUUGUACAUAUAUUGUAAAGGAAAUACUGCGAGUGUACUCUCAGGCGGUAGAGCUUAUUGAUAAGGACGGACGUAACAUUUUGAAUGUGGCAAUUCAAUAUCGAAGAAUAGAUAUCUAUAAGGCUGUGAUCGAAAUGAAGUAUCCUCUCAUGACUCUAAGAGACACGAUCGACAAUGAAGGAAACUCAUUACUGCACAUGGUAGCCAUGAAAGCUACAGAUCAGCUUGUUGAAAUGGACUUCAGAAACCCUGCUCUCGAACUAAAAGAUGAUUUGCUUCUAUUCGAGAGUGUGAAAAAUAUAUGUACCAGUGUAGCAACUUCUCAGGUAAACAAUGAUGGAUUGAAUGCUACACAAUUAUUCGUCAAGAACAAGGAAAAGCUCCGAAUUGAGGCCAAAGAAUGGAUGAAGAGCACGGCUUGGGGCAGCGCCGGUUUUGGUUUGACCAUUGCUACUCUCUCCUUUACUGCAUCUUACACUGUACCUGGAGGUUUAGAUCAAAACACAGGCCAUCCAAUUAUGGGAGGAAAACCGUUUUUUAUUGUGUUUACCCUAGCCAAUGGCCUUUCCCUCACAUUUUCAAUAACAUCACUUAUCACAUUUCUUUUCAUUCUCACAUCUUCCUUCCAGUUUAAGGAUUUCAGGAGGUCUCUUCAUUAUAAACUACUCCUAGGCCUUACACUGGUGAUACUCUCUGUGUUAAUGAUGAUGAUAUCAUUUGCAGCCACGCUUAUCCUAGGAAAUAGUAGUAAAAAAGGCCAAGAUUGGACAAAAAUUAUAUUGUACACUGUUUCAUUCCUCCCGGUCACUGUGUUAAUCUACACAACCACACCUCUCUAUUAUAUGCUGCUUAAAGUAUUUAAGGAAAUACUAGGGAGUAUUAUAGCUUCAAUAUUGCCUACCCGUGAUGUUGAAUCGCGCAAAAUAAUGCAGCACCGCCGACUGCCUUCUCAAGCUCCAACUACGAUUUCUAUUGGUUGAUCCUUUAAUUAGUCCAUUUUUCUUUACCUCAUCAUUUCCCUUGUUCUUUUAAAGAACAAGGCACUCUAUAGUAUCACAUUAAAUUUGUUAUAUGUUUUUGUUUUAUAUAUACAUAUUAAAUUAAAUUUGUAAUA